This is a messenger RNA of Leptopilina boulardi, 2345 nucleotides long. RefSeq lists its product as uncharacterized. Lineage: Eukaryota; Metazoa; Arthropoda; Insecta; Hymenoptera; Figitidae. The record is from RefSeq and is a predicted model, not a curated record. Bases 1 to 2082 code for a protein of 693 amino acids. The transcript has 6 exons.
AUGGGAAAUCCUUUGCGGGAGGAAGUCCAAGAGCAACACAGCCCGUGCGGAUAUAAAAUUGUGGGGGAGGUGACAGAGAGGGAAAGGCCGACACACAGAAAGAGAGAGAGAAGAACAAUAAGAGAAAGGGAAAAGGAUGGAGAGCAAGAAGAAGAUGCAAAAUGGACCACGUACCAAGAAGUGGGGACCUGCAUUAAAAGUAAACGGGGCCAUCGUCUCAGCCCCAGAGCUAUCUCGGACCUUGAAGAGUUAAGGUCAUUGCUACGGUUACGGGUUCAGUGCAGCUGUUGUUUAUGUAAUUACAAAUCUUGGCACGUGCUUCAGGCCCCAGUUUUGACGAUGUCGUCAAAAGGAGCAUUCUAUCUGCUUCUCAUAGCCCUCAUCUUUAAUAUUUCACUCGCCAGUACGAAAUAUUAUGUAAAAUUGAGAGAUAAUCCAUCGGAUGCAUUUAAAACAAAAAAUCCCUACGAUCUUCGUGUUCUUCAUUAUCCACUUAGUGGAGGAAGAGUUUCUCUUCAAGAUGAUAUUGGAGCCAGAAUUCAAGAUGAAGAUCAAUCGGCAUCCAAAGAUUUUGGUCCAAAACUUGAGAGACGACAUUCUUUUGAAGAGUCCGCAACAUUUAAUCCCGAUGUUCUUAAUAAAUUUUUAGAAGAAUAUGCAAGUAAAAUAAAAAGUACAACUGAAAGAAAUUAUAAAUAUCCAUUUAGAGUGAUGUCUGAGGAGAAACCAACAAAUUUUGGAAUCAAUAUCGAUGGACCUCUGGAGAAGGAAAUUAUCUCCUCGGAGACUGUCGUUAAUUUAAAUUCUUCACAAGGGCACUUUAGUGAUUUGAACGAUACCUCAAAGAGAAACAGUUACUGGAGUGGUAGCAAUUCCCACGACGAUAGAAAUGGAUGGGUGACUUUGGAUGCAGUUCCUUGGUCAAAGAGCAAAAUUUCUAAAUGGCAAGCAAAUAAUCCUACUUCACAACGUCCGUGGCCUGAUGCAAAACCAUGGGACAAGCCAAAUACCGGUAAACCAUGGCAAUCAGAUUACACGUCCAGGCCAACUUACGAAAACAACAAACCAUGGUUGAAGCCAAAUUGGCAAGAGCAAUCGGGAGAAAAACCCUGGCUGUUGGAUCGACCAAAACCUAGUCAAUCAAUGAGGCCCAUCAUUGAUAGAUAUGAAGAAAAUCCCGAACAAGCACAAACAUGGCCACCUGAGAAUAAGCCCUCAUGGAAUAGAUAUCCUGAUAAAUAUCGACCAACAGGUGACAUUAUAACCGAUGAGAGACCAUCAAAUUUUCCCAACUCUUGGGAUCGACCGCAAUUAACAAAGCCAAGUUACACAUUUCCCGAUAGGUAUACAAUUAAAAAUGAAGAUGAAACGGGCAAUUGGAAAACACAAAAUUAUAACGACAGAUAUGACAAAUAUCGACCCAGCGAUUCCAAUGACAGGCCAAAUUUCUCUCAAUAUCAAUAUUUAAAUGAUCGUCCAUCGAGUCAUCCAUCAAGUGGCGAUGGAGAAUGGAUUUUAUUAUCAACAAAUCGUGGCUAUUCGAAAUCACGUCAGAGAUCAAUUAAAAUUGAUUCAAUUAAACCCGAAAGUUUAACAAUUGUUAACGGUACGAAAAUACAAAAUAAUUCAAAAAUGGAUGAUAAUGAUCCACCUGUUCCUGUAUUGACUUCAAGACGACAGGUAAGAUUAACGGUACUUCCAUCGGUCAAUGGUACAAACACAACAACAUCGCACGGUGGACUCCUUGAAGUUGAACGUACCUUUAAAACCGUUGAUCAAAGUCAAAAGGAAUAUGAAAAUAAUCGAAAGAGCAAGUUACAACAAACAUUAAUGAAACGACCAAUUAGAAAUACCAUUUACAAUGGAAAUCCUUCCAAUUCGGCCAUAUUAGCAGCCGUGGGCGCCGGUAUGCUGCCAGCAACCAUGGCCAUGAUGAUUCCAAUGAUGUUAGGGAGAAAAAAACGCGAUAUACAAAAUAGCCAUUUGGAGCACACAUUGACGAAGGCUUUUUAUCUUGAUCAAGGACUUCGACAUCUUAUGGACAAGCACAACGACCAAAGAACUAAGCUACUGAGGUUUUAGAUUUUUUUUUUUUUUAGUUAUUAUUAUUAUUAUUAUUCUUUUUUUUAUUUAUUUAUUGUCUUCAUUAGGGGACGAUUUUUUAUUUCAAAUUACAUUCAGAGAAAAUGUGAUAUUUCUCUUAAAGUUAUAUUUAAAUAUUUAUUUCGAAUAAAUUUUAUUCGCUUCAAAUAUGGAUUUAUCAAACAAAAUUUAUGAGCCAAAAGUUUUGAACGUUCAAAUGAACAAAAAAUUUUUUUUAAUCUAUAAAUUAUUAAAAAUUAUGA